Platichthys flesus (European flounder) is the source of this 991-nucleotide messenger RNA. Its product is annotated as microfibril-associated glycoprotein 4-like. Bases 41 to 835 code for a protein of 264 amino acids. The record is from RefSeq and is a predicted model, not a curated record. NCBI's taxonomy places the organism in Eukaryota, Metazoa, Chordata, Actinopteri, Pleuronectiformes, Pleuronectidae. The transcript is spliced from 6 exons. Gene Ontology annotation, biological process: elastic fiber assembly.
AUUUUCAGAUAAGUCCAGUUUCAGCAGAAAUCUGUUCAUCAUGGAAGUUUCCUGGAAGCUGGUGAAAGGAGGAAUCAGGCAGCAGCUGAUGCAUCAAGGAGACCAGAAGCUGUUUCAAGUCGUCCUGCUCCUCCUCUUGGCUCCAGCGUUGAUCAUCUGCCAUGUCGCCCAAUAUCCGACUGACUGUAGCCAGAUCAAUGAAAUCGGAGAUCACCACCAGAGCGGCCCCUACUCAAUCUACCUUGCAGGAGAGAACCUCAGAGUCAAAGUGUACUGUCAGAUGAGUCCAGACCAACCAGCCUGGACAGUGAUUCAGACCAGGAUGGAUGGAACCGUUAACUUCUACAGGCCCUGGAUUCAGUACAAGGUCGGCUUUGGUUCGGUGACAGGAGAACACUGGCUCGGUCUGGACAACCUACAUUAUCUGACCUCAGGACCCACGAAAUUUGAGUUACAGGUGGACAUUGAGGACUUUGAGGGACAUAAAGCGUCCGCGCAUUACGGGUUGUUCUCCGUCGACUCUGAGUGUAACGGAUACACUUUGACUGUGUCUGGAUUCACAGAUAAAGGAGCAGGAGACUCCAUGAUGACCCACAAUGGCAUGAAAUUCUCCACCUUUGACAGAGACCAGGACCGGCUUUCUGAGAACUGUGCCUCAAAACACAUGGGAGGUUUCUGGUACAACUAUUGUCACCAUGCAAACCCUAAUGGGAUUUAUCGCUGGGGGCAGGAAAAAACUCCCUGGGCUGUUGGAGUUAUUUGGUACACUUGGAAAAACACCAAUGACUACUCUCUGAAGUCCAUCGUCAUGAAGAUCCGUCCUGUGCAGCCUUAGUAACUUUCCAGAAGCAGCAGCAGACCACAUGUUGAUCAGUCUUAACAUUUGUCGCCUUCAUCAGUCAAAGUCAAAUGAAAUCUCACGUUGGAACCCUGAUGUCAAUCAUCGACUGCUGCAUGUCCAAAAUAAAGUAAUGCAAAAAAUGUGACCUGA